AUGCGGGCCGUCGUGGCGGCCGCGGCGUGUGCUGUCCUCGUGGCGGACGCCAAGGACUGGGCGACUGACCUGAAGCGAGCGCGCCAGUGGACCCCGAGGGCGGAGUACCGUGGCUACGGCACGCUCGCGUCAGCAAGCGCCAAGCUGAACAGGCACCUGGUGUUCCUGAUGCCCGCCCAGGGCGUGGACCUAGAACCGGCUGUGGCAGCGGCUUCGCUCUGGGAGUACUCCCUGCAGCCGCAGCACCAGCAGUUCGCGCCCUUGCCGCAGCCGUUCCAGCACCUGCAGCACCAGGCGUACGGCUUACACCAGCAGCCUCCGCAAUCUCUCCACCAGGACUCCCAGCCGCUUGCUUGCUUCCCUCCGACCUACCAGCAGCCGCAUUGCGAGCCGCAGGGCUGGUGCUCACAGCAGCCCUGCCAUCAGCAGACCUUCCAGCAGCAGCCGCUUCAUCCGCAGUCCUUCCACCAGCCCUUCCACGUGGCUGCGCCGCAGCAGCCUUGCCUGCCGCACCUGCAGCCGCCCGCCGCCACGAUGGUCGUGCGGGCAUGCGGUGCUCUGGCGGCCCAGCCGGCGCAGACGGCGCCGCCGGCACCGCUCGACGAGCGCGAGGUGGUGGCGGCCGUCGAGACGCUCUACGCGGACUUGCUGAAGCCGUACGGCCGUAUCCUGCGCAAGCGGCUCGAGGAGCGCGCCGUGGCCGCGGGGAGGCAGGCACACGAGUGCGACGCAUCCGCCCUGAGGGCGAUCUGCGAGUCCUGCUGCGUCCUGCUCGUGGUGGGCGAGGCGGGCGGCGACUGGUCCGUGCUGCUGCGCGACCGCCAGGACUCCUUCGUGGACGUGUACAGCCCAGACGAUGUAUACCCCGCCAGCCUCUGGAGCGCCAUCGGGCGCUAUCUCGAGGGCCCCGAGGGUGCUGCCCUGAAGCUGGCGGGUGGGCGAUACUCCUGCGCACAGGACCUCGUGGCGAGGCGGCUGCCCUUCCUGGCCGGGCUGCCCUUGGGACAGGUCUGCCACCUCGUCCAGCUCGCCAUCUCUCAGAAGAAGCUGCUGGGCUACUUCGACGGCGCCGUGGUGCCGUACUGGCGGUCGCAGUCGAUGCUGAAGCAGAGGUGCGCGGAGCGCGAGUGCGCCAGCGGCACGACCGCCAAGGGGGCCGGCCUCGGCACUUGGGACAUGCUGCGCAGCUUCUUGGAGGGCGCCCUGAGCGACCUCGACUCCGAGGACUUCAUUCCCCUCUCGAACUUCAAGCGCCUCUUCAAGCAGAGGCACGGCACCGAGCUCAGCGAGACCGCCCUGGGCCACGCGAAGCUCUCCGAGCUGCUGCGCGACCCCCGCGUGAGCGACCUGUGCACCGGCCCGGGCGCCGGCGCACCGCCGGGCAGCGCCCCUGCGCGGCGGAGGCCCGCCGCGCUGUCGGACGACGAGGGCGCCAGCCCGAGCGGCGCGCGCUCGCCGUGGCCGCCCAGCGGGCCCGGCGAGGGCCCCGAGGUGGUCUUCCCCCCGACGCCGGAGGGCGAGACGCCGCACUGGCGCGGGGGCCUCGGCCUGAGCCUGCCGCUGCCGACGCUGCUGGCGAGCCGGGCCCGCCUCCCCGCGGCAGCGGCGGCCGCCGAGAAGCCCGAGAAGCCAUCGAUCUGGGACGCGGGGUCCUCCAGCCGCUCGUCGUCGGUGCCCAGGGACAUCCACUGA
This is a messenger RNA of Prorocentrum cordatum, 1692 nucleotides long. NCBI's taxonomy places the organism in Eukaryota, Dinophyceae, Prorocentrales, Prorocentraceae. The record is from the annotation of a GenBank genome assembly.